GUGAAGUGAGCCACCGAUUUUCUUUUCUUUUCUUUUCUUUUGUUGCGUCGUCUUCGAUUCCUCCUGUGCUGUGCGCACCAUGGCGGCCACCGCGCUCCACCUCCCGCCACUCCUCCUCGCGCGCCGCCUCCGCUUCUCCUCCGCCGCCGCUUCCACGUCUACCUCGCGCAGGACCACGCGCCUCUCCGCGCAGCUCGACGACACCGCCGCUGCUUCCACCUCCACCUCCACCUCUGAUAAGCCCGCCGCCGCCUCCUCCUUCGCGCCGCCUCCCGACUUCAAGCCUCCGGAGCCCAAGACCUUCGAGGUGAAGCCCGGCCAGUCCGACGACAUCGUCACCGCCUCCCUCGCCAUUCCCUUCCGCCUCGGCACCGGCGUCUUCGCCCUUGGAUAUUCGGUAUCGCUGGUUUCUCCUGACGAGGUGGCACCAGAUGAAUAUGCUUUGGAUUUCCAAGGUCGGAAGGUUAAGGAGUCAUCAAAGAUAGGGCAGUGUCCUCGACCAGAAAAGCCUAUCGAGAUUUACGAGUUUGAAGGCUGCCCAUUCUGCCGAAAGGUCAGAGAGAUGGUGGCCGUCUUGGACCUUGAUGUUUUGUUUUACCCCUGCCCUAAAAAUGGCCCCACUUUCCGUCCAAAGGUUUUAGAGAUGGGCGGAAAGCAACAAUUUCCUUACAUGGUGGAUCCAAACACAGGGGUUGCCAUGUAUGAAUCUGAUGCCAUCAUAAAAUACCUGGCCGACAAAUAUGGUGAUGGAACAGUUCCAAUUAUGCUAUCACUUGGUAUAUUAACAACUAUAACAGCAGGGCUCGCAAUGAGUGGACGUAGUGGGAAGGGUUCUAAGUAUACUCCUGCAAAGCUUCCACCCGAGCCAAUAGAACUAUGGGCAUAUGAGGGAUCUCCUUUCUGUAAAAUAGUACGAGAGACCCUUGUUGAAUUAGAGUUGCCACACUUGCUACACAGCUGUGCACGCGGCAGCCCCAGGAGACAGGAAUUUUUGAAGAAAUACGGCAUUUUCCAGGCUCCUUAUAUCGAAGAUCCUAACACAGGGGUCAAGAUGUUCGAGAGCGCUGAUAUCAUAGACUACCUGAGGGCCACAUAUGCGGCUUGAGAAUCCCUUCUACUUCUCAUAUCUCAAGUGUCAAUAUGCAGUAUAUACUACACUGAUAACCUGACAUAUCUCAAGUGUUAAUAUGCAUUCUCUCUAUUCUUAUGUUGUAGAUUCUCUCUAUUCUUUACAAGGAAUCGGCGAAUUCAUAAUGCAGUACAUGCACAUACACAUAACACUGCUCAUUUUAUUGUACACGAAUUUUUAUUGAAACGAUUAUUGUAAAAGAAUUUAUACUCCCUGUUUACUUGUUUUAUAGUGAA
Oryza sativa Japonica Group (Japanese rice) is the source of this 1365-nucleotide messenger RNA. Lineage: Eukaryota; Viridiplantae; Streptophyta; Magnoliopsida; Poales; Poaceae. The record is from RefSeq and is a predicted model, not a curated record.